AUGUCGUUGGCUUUGAGAAAGACAUUGGGAGUUGCUCGUUUCUCCAUGAGAACUGCUAGCUUCCAGGCGGUUCCUACCAACGCCGGAAAAACUCCACCAACCCUCGAGCAAUUCGACCCACUGAAUCCAGGAGAGUGGCAACUCGGAGCAGGAGGAAAGAUUCUUCCUCGUCUCCCAGAAGGAACCAAGGUCGGAAAUCUUGUCAUGGGAAAGUACGGACUCUACGAUCCAGUUCUCAAGAAGCGUGUUGAUACCUACGCCAACGCUCUUCUCGAGGGAAAGAAAUCCGAGGAAGCCGGACCAUUCGAUGUUGCCGUUAGCAAAAUCGCCAAGGUCCUCUCCUACAUUUGCUUUGUGAUCGCAAUCUACAACCUCAUCUCUCUGGUCGUUGGAAAGCCACUACCACCACUCAGCCAUGUCAAGGCUCCAGGAUCCUAA
Molecule: messenger RNA, 438 nt
Organism: Caenorhabditis briggsae
Lineage: Eukaryota; Metazoa; Nematoda; Chromadorea; Rhabditida; Rhabditidae
Exons: 1
Coding region: 1-438 (145 amino acids)
Source: RefSeq, a predicted model, not a curated record